Molecule: messenger RNA, 4563 nt
Organism: Oncorhynchus keta (chum salmon)
Lineage: Eukaryota; Metazoa; Chordata; Actinopteri; Salmoniformes; Salmonidae
Product: PR domain zinc finger protein 1-like
Exons: 7
Coding region: 576-3032 (818 amino acids)
Biological process (GO): cell fate commitment; regulation of transcription by RNA polymerase II
Cellular component (GO): nucleus; cytoplasm
Molecular function (GO): histone deacetylase binding; DNA-binding transcription repressor activity, RNA polymerase II-specific; RNA polymerase II cis-regulatory region sequence-specific DNA binding
Source: RefSeq, a predicted model, not a curated record
AUUAAUCCAUUUCGAAUUUCACCUAUUGCUUCAAAUUUUCUUUCAAGUUUUUUAAUCGUUCAAAUAUGCACAUUACAAAGACGUGACUUUGUAACUAUUGCCUAUUGAUUCAUUGUCUCCUCUGUUAAAUUUUAGCAGCCUUCACAGUGGGUGCAGAGGGGCGAAGGCGUCUAAAACUUCCUCGACAUUUAGGCUAUCCUAAACGAACAUGUUAAUGUCCUUUAAGCACAAUGCAAAUGUUGGAAACGGGAGGUGUUACUUUAACUAACAAUUGCUCCAUCAGUUAUCGAAAGCGUCGGCGCAGGAGAGUUUGUUUUGUUAAUUGCUUGUCUUAAUCCUAAUUACAGUUUUGGGUGGAGCAGACUUGGGCGCGGAAAGAAGGGGUAGGCUACUUUGUAUGGAAACUGUAGACUACAGACUCACCUCGACAAUUUCAUAGGAUACACGCACUACAAAGAGAGACGAUCGGACCUAGGCCAGCAGCGCCUGAGUUUGGGAAUUGGGAUCAGGAUAUCUUCCAGCGCUCCGCGGCAGGAGCUUCAUAGCGCGGACAGGCUACCUCUCAUAGCUCGGCCAUGUUGACUACUGAGGGGGCCCACACCGUAGAGCACGACGUCAUCAAAAUGGACACAGAACCCCACAGGGACACGGAAACUCAGAUGGGCACAGGAUCCAAAAUGGCCACCGACACAGACUCUAAGAUGGACGAGGCGGAUAUGAUGAAGUGGACGGAGGCAGAGUUUGAGGAGAAGUGUACCUACAUUGUCAAGGAUACUCUACGGGAGGCAGGAACGGAGAGCGAGGGGUUAACGAGAGCAGAGGCCUCGCUGCCUCGUAACCUGGCCUUCAAACAACUAGCGGAAUCCAAAGAGGUGAUUGGAGUGGCCAGCAGAGAGUACAUCCCCAAAGGAACACGCUUCGGCCCCUUGGUGGGUCAGAUUUACACUGCAGACAGCGUCCCCAAAGACGCCAACAGGAAGUACUUCUGGAGGAUCUACUCGCAGGGUGACUUCCACCACUUUGUGGACGGCCUGGACGAGGAGCGGUCUAACUGGAUGCGCUACGUCAACCCGGCCCACUCGGCGGGGGAGCAGAACCUGGCGGCGUGCCAGAAUGGCACGAACAUCUACUUCUACACGGUGAGGGCCAUCCCCCCUGGCACCGAGCUGCUGGUGUGGUACUGCCCAGAGUUCGCUGACCGCCUCCACUACCCGCCCUCUGGAGAGCUCAUGAUGCAGAAACUCAAGCAGUCUCUGCUGGAAGCCAAGCAGCAGGCCAGUGAGGAGCAUGUCAGCCGCAGCAGCGCCCCAGUCAAGAUAGAACACAGUGUCUCCUCCAUCCUCAGGGGCCCCACCACCUCCAGCAAGAGGGAGCCCAGCCGGCCACUGGCCACGCGACCCCGCUGUGCUGACAGCCCCGAGCGACCUCUGUACCCCCGUGCCCUCUACCUCCCAUUCCGCCCCCACCCUCAUCUGACUGAAGAGUUCCUGAGUUGUAAGACCAGCCCGGUACAGUUUGGUUACACAGCGAUCAGAUCACCAGGCAACCAGUCGUCAGCGACCCCAAGUCCGUCGGCGCGGAGCAGUCCGGAGAGUAGCCCCCACGGUAGCCCCGCAGCUCCCCAACCCACACCCCCAACCUCCUCUUUUUACUCCCGAGGUUUGGGUCCCUUCCAAGGCUACUCUCCACCAGCCGCCCCCCUUUCCUCGCCCUUCUACCCUCCCGGCCCGCACUACUCCCGCUACAUGCUACCCCACCACUACCCACUACCUGGGGGUGGGGUGCCCACUGUUGGGGGCAUGUUUCCAAGAAUGUACCCUCUCUUCAGCAGCCUGCUGCCCCCCCACAUGCCCCUGCUGCCUGGGGAGGCGGGGAGAAGGUUCUUACUGCCUGACUCCUCCCACCCCUCAUUCUCCACCCACAGGGACUUCCUCCACUCCGCCCCCACCAGUGCCUUCUCGGCCGCCACCACCCUCAAGGACAAGGCCGGCCCCCACUACCCCAAUCACCCCUACCCUGGCCAUGCUCAUCCUCACCCACACGGGCACCCCCACGCCCCCACCAGCGGCUCCCCUACAGCGGGCACGGCAGCCCCUAGCGAGCGUGUGCCCACCAAGCCUACCUCAGCCCUGCUGGGCAGUGCCAGCGGCCGGCAAGAGGAGGAGGCCAUGAACCUGAGCAAGAUGAAGCGGGGUGGUGGCUCUACAGGCUACAAGACCCUACCUUACCCACUCAAGAAGCAGAACGGCAAGAUCAAGUACGAGUGUAACGUCUGCAGCAAGACCUUCGGCCAGCUCUCUAACCUCAAGGUGCACUUGCGUGUCCACAGCGGUGAGCGACCCUUCAAGUGUUCGACCUGCAGUAAGGGCUUCACCCAGCUGGCCCACCUGCAGAAACACUUCCUGGUGCACACUGGAGAGAAGCCCCAUGAGUGCUCGGUUUGCCAUAAGCGCUUCAGCAGCACCAGCAACCUAAAGACCCACCUGCGCCUCCACUCGGGUGAGAAGCCCUACUCGUGCAAGCUCUGCCCUGCCAAGUUCACCCAGUUUGUCCACCUCAAGCUGCACAAGCGCCUUCACUCCCGCGAGCGGCCACACAAGUGCCCCCACUGCCACCGCCACUACAUUCACCUGUGCAGCCUGCGGCUACACCUGAAGGGCUACUGUCUGGCUGCCGUCACCUCCUCAGGUGGCCCCACCCCCAGCCCCUCCACCCAGGAAGAGCUCCAGCGCAUCAACGAGGAGAUUGAGCGCUUCGACAUGAGCGACCACGCUGAGAGGCUGGACCAGCUCCAGGGAGGGGUUGAGGUCGAGGCUGUCCUGGAGAAGCAGGUCCUGGGGAUGCUGUGGAGGGAGAUGGACCUCAAGACCUCCGGCUACCACCACCACAAGGGCGGCGCAAGCGAACUCCAGUCUACAGGUUGCGGCCUGUACAAUUCAGUCAAUGAGACGUCGGUUAUCAAACUGCGCCGAAGCAGUCCACUUCUUCCUUCCAACGUCACGAUCAAGCAGGAGUCCGAGGAACAGGCUUGAGCUCACCGUUUAAAGGACGUUGAGUCAGACUGUGGCUCUGAGAACUUGGUUAGCAGGAGCAACGAGUGUAAAUAUAUUUUUGAUGGUUGUAGCGACUGGGGUUUUCAAACUUUCAGGGACUUCUGUACUCAGGGCUCCAAGAGACAAUGUCCCCAGACUACUAAACUGUUCCACUGUGUCCUACACUUAACACAGGACAAUCAUCCACCCUGGAUUUCAUAUCAUUAUUAUUACUAUUAUUUGUCUCUUUUCCAAGUGUUAUUUUUGUUCAAUUUGUUAUAUAACCUCCUUAAUUUAUUAUGCAAUUAUUUUGUCUUCAAAAAGCAAUAUGUGGAAGUGAUGUUGACAAUGACCAGGUAAUUCAUUGUAAUUGUACUGUUUAUUUUCUUUUUUUUCUGGUUUUGAUUUCACUCUGGGGCCAUUUCUUUGUAAUAUACUUUCUCUCUCUCUGCCUGUAUCUGUCCUGUGUGACCUGUUGAGAAGCAGGGGUGCCCACUUGUUUUUUUUAUUUUUUAUUUAAACAAUAUAGCAGGUUAAAAAAGGGUCAAAGGUCACAACUUUGUUUUGCCAAAGGUGAACACGAACUGUUGAUUAGAAAGAAAAGGUGUUGCUUGACCUUCUGACCCUUCCAGCAAGCGUCCUUAUGUCCACGCUCAUCCUGAGCUCUACAAAAAAGGACUUUUUGUUUGUUUUGUAUAUUUUCAACAACAGUUACCUCAAUGUGUGUAUGAUUGUAUGCGUGUGAGUAUGUGUGUGUCUGUUCAGAGGGAAACUGAAGGCAAGUGUGUUUCUAUUUAUUGCUUUUGCUACUUGAAGACUCCAAAAUGAACUGGAGUGCAGCUCCACAUGAUCCAAAGUGCAGAGAAGUCUGCUCAAUAUGUAGCAUAUAAAGACUGAGUCCGGGAAUCCCCCCGCCCACAGUCCAAGGGAACUUCAAAACACUGUCAAUAGCAAAAGGAGACCAAGUAAACCUUCUCAAAUGGGAUUUGUCAGAUUUGAGGCGAGUAACCAAAGUUUACUUGGCUUUAGUUUCAAACACACCAAAAAGAGACUUUUACAGAAUCGAAAAGAAGACCAAGAGUACUGUUUGUCUGUGAUGAAGUGUUAGCUCUUUAGCUGUGGUUUUGUAGUUUUUGUUUUGUUUCAGAAAAAUGUAUCCCCCUUCUCAUUCUUAAAUGGCACAGACCAAAGCACCUCGGCCUUCUUAUGCACUGGCCCCUCCCCUUUAUGACUUAAUUGCCGGUGCUCCUCCCACUAUUCAAUAUGAUUGGACUGUUAUGGCUGUAAGAUGACAUAUGGUUUGUCUCCAUAGCAACUGACCCCAUGCCGGUGACCUGGAAGCAGUUGCACAUCAGUCCCCAUUCUUUUUUUUUCUCUCUCCUUCUCUUCCUCCAACCCUAAAGUAUGACCAAAGUGUCCCCUUUCAUCUUUAGCCCUAGAGGAGAGAAAUUGAAAAAAAAUACUGUCUGUUUACAUAGUUAUUUAUGUGCAAAAUGUAAAUUUAUGAUAAAUGUCCACAGUUCUAAUCUGA